AUGGUUGUUACGAUACAGACACUGUCUCCUGGCGACGGCAAAACGUACCCCAAGAAGGGCGAUAAGGUGACGAUUCACUACAUCGGAACUCUUGAAGAUGGAAGCGUCUUCGACUCGAGUCGGGAACGAGGGAUUCCAUUUGAAACAGAGAUAGGUGUCGGUAAAGUGAUCAAGGGCUGGGAUGAGGGCGUACCUCAACUAUCACUGGGCCAGAAGGCCAUUCUCACCGCUUCCCCUGAUUUCGCUUAUGGUCCUCGCGGCUUUCCACCUGUGAUACCGCCAAAUUCAAUCCUCAAAUUCGAGGUCGAACUCCUGAAGAUAUCCAAGUAG
Molecule: messenger RNA, 330 nt
Organism: Laccaria bicolor S238N-H82
Lineage: Eukaryota; Fungi; Basidiomycota; Agaricomycetes; Agaricales; Hydnangiaceae
Exons: 6
Coding region: 1-330 (109 amino acids)
Molecular function (GO): peptidyl-prolyl cis-trans isomerase activity
Source: RefSeq, a predicted model, not a curated record